AUGCAUUUUACCGAAAAGGUGCUACGGACUUUUCAUCGGCGUGACAUAAAUUUAUUCGGCGGCGUGAAAGAUUUUACUGCGGCGGCGCGCCGGCUCAAUUUCAUCAGCGGCGGCGUGGCGCGGCGGCGUGGCGCGGCGGCGUGGCGCGGCGGCGUGGCGCGGUGGCGUGGCGCGGUGGCGUGGUGCGGUGGCGUGGCGCGGUGGCGUGGCGCGGUGGCGUGGCGCGGUGGCGUGGCGCGGUGGCGUGGCGCGGUGGCGUGGCGCGGUGGCGUGGCGCGGUGGCGUGGCGCGGUGGCGUGGCGCGGUGGCGUGGCGCGGUGGCGUGGCGCGGUGGCGUGGCGCGGUGGCGUGGCGCGGUGGCGUGGCGCGGUGGCGUGGCGCGGUGGCGUGGCGCGGUGGCGUGGCGCGGUGGCGUGGCGCGGUGGCGUGGCGCGGUGGCGUGGCGCGGUGGCGUGGCGCGGUGGCGUGGCGCGGUGGCGUGGCGCGGUGGCGUGGCGCGGUGGCGUGGCGCGGUGGCGUGGCGCGGUGGCGUGGCGCGGUGGCGUGGCGCGGUGGCGUGGCGCGGUGGCGUGGCGCGGUGGCGUGGCGCGGUGGCGUGGCGCGGUGGCGUGGCGCGGUGGCGUGGCGCGGUGGCGUGGCGCGGUGGCGUGGUGCGGUGGCGUGGCGCGGUGGCAUGGUGCGGUGGCGUGGCGCGGUGGCGUGGCGCGGUGGCGUGGCGCGGUGGCGUGGUGCGGUGGCGUGGCGCGGUGGCGUGGCGUGGUGGCGUGGCGCGGCUGCGCACAGGUCUAA
Messenger RNA from Ochlerotatus camptorhynchus, 789 nucleotides. RefSeq lists its product as uncharacterized. Bases 1 to 789 code for a protein of 262 amino acids. The record is from RefSeq and is a predicted model, not a curated record. NCBI's taxonomy places the organism in Eukaryota, Metazoa, Arthropoda, Insecta, Diptera, Culicidae. The transcript has a single exon.